AUGCCGGGCGCGGACACUAACGGUUCCCGCGGGCAGGGGAAGGCGAGGGGCGGCGCGACGGACGGUAUCAUCUACAACGACGCCAGCGAGGACGUCAGCCGCUUCCGGAACCCCUCCGUCCAGGUUACGGCGGACCACAAGCUGAAGCUGGUGGACGCUCCCGUCGAGGAGCCCGGCCCGGGACAGGUCACUUUGCAGAUCAAGUGCUCCGGGAUCUGCGGUUCGGACAUGCACCUGUGGAAAUCCGGGCGCAUCGGGUCGCUCGAGAUCAAGGGCGACUGCAUCCUGGGCCACGAGGCCGCGGGCGUCGUGCUCAAGUGCGGAGAAGGGGUGACGAGCCUCAAGCCAGGCGACAGGGUUGGCAUCGAGCCCCAGGAGCCCUGCGAGAAGUGCUUCCUGUGCAGAGAGGGCCGGUAUAACCUCUGCGACGACGUCAAGUUCUCCGGCAUAUGGCCCGAUAACGGCACGAUCCAGCGAUUCAAGAACCACCCCGCGAAGUGGCUGUACAAGAUCCCGGACGAGCUGACGUACGCGGAGGGGGCGCUGCUGGAGCCGCUGAGCGUGAUCCUGCACGGGCUGAACGGGGCGAACGUGCGGCUGGGGCGGCCGGCGCUGGUGUGCGGGGCGGGGCCGAUCGGGCUGGUGGCGCUGGCGGGGGCGCGGGCGUCGGGGGCGCACCCGCUGGUGGUGACGGACGUGGACGCGAAGCGGCUGGCGUUCGCGCGCGAGCUGGUGCCGCGCUGCCAGACGUACCUGGUGGACCCGGCGCGCAGCGCGCAGGACAACGCGCGCGCGAUCCGCCGCCUCUACGGCGACGACGAGUACGCCGCCCCCGCCUCCGUCAUCGAGUGCACCGGCGUCGAGAGCAGCGUCUGCACCGCCGCCUUCUCCGUCCGCCGCGGCGGCACCCUCAUGGUCAUCGGCGUCGGAAAGCCCGUCAUGAAUAACAUCCCCUUCAUGCACCUGUCGCUCGCUGAGAUCGACCUCAAGUUCAUCAACCGGUACCGGGACACGUGGCCGGCGGCGAUCCAGUGCAUCAGCGGCGGCAUCCUCGACCUGAACAAGCUGGUGACGCACAAGUUUCCGCUCGAGCGGGCGCUCGACGCGUUCGCGCUGAACGCCGACGUCGGCAACGGCAGCAUCAAGGUGCACAUCGUUGACGACGUCGACGCCGUACUGUGA
Durotheca rogersii is the source of this 1182-nucleotide messenger RNA. RefSeq names its product sorbitol dehydrogenase. The record is from RefSeq and is a predicted model, not a curated record. The transcript is spliced from 5 exons. Bases 1 to 1182 code for a protein of 393 amino acids. Gene Ontology annotation, molecular function: L-iditol 2-dehydrogenase (NAD+) activity; zinc ion binding. Gene Ontology annotation, biological process: D-sorbitol catabolic process. NCBI's taxonomy places the organism in Eukaryota, Fungi, Ascomycota, Sordariomycetes, Xylariales, Xylariaceae.